CAUUUGAGCCCUUCUCUUUCUUACACACAGAAAGCCUCCAACAUGAAGCACAUCAUUCUUUGAUCUUUCCUUUUUUAUUUUUCACUUGAGAUCCAAAAGCAUUUCCACAAACCCAAAAGCCCUUUUGUUCCACUCUUCAAAAUAAAAAAGAAAAACCCAAUCUUUUUCUAUCUUCUAUAAGCAUAAUAAUUUAUGUAUCUCCUGUUUUUAUAGUGUUAAUGGCCUUAUAUAGAUUCUCCAAGUGACUCUCAUUUUCCAGCUCAAUUUUUUAGGCUCAUCCGCCAAAAAGCCAAAAUCUUUUGGCCUUAUUGUGUUUCUUGCCUUCAAAAAAACAAUCAUCUUUUCUGUUUUUCAAAUUUUUUCUAUGUUAUUAGCAAAAAAGUUGUUAAUUUUAGCCUAAACACUUGAACUAGCUAACAUUUGCUGUUGCUUUUGAACUUAAACGUUUUUUUCAAACCAUUUCUUUGGGGGGUUUUUGGUAAGGUGGUUUUGAUUGUGAUCUUGAUAUUUUGGUGAAAAUUUUUCCUUUUUUGGAAUAGUUUUAAAGUCGGGGCUUUUCCUUGGAAUUUGGUCUUGGCAUUACUGGAAUUUUGUUUUUCUGUGAUCUUUUGAUUUGGGUUUUAAGUGCAAAGUGACAUUAGUUUACUAUUGGGGCUCCCUGUUAGAUGCCAAUUGUUUUCUUCCCAAGCUUUUGAUGCUAAGAUGCAGCCUGAUCAGAGAAGAAAGUCUGCUGUGGAUGUAGAUUUUUUCACCGAAUAUGGCGAGGGGAGCAGGUAUAGAAUAGAGGAAGUAAUUGGUAAAGGAAGCUAUGGUGUUGUUUGUUCUGCAUAUGAUACACAUACUGGAGAAAAGGUUGCAAUUAAGAAAAUCAAUGAUAUAUUUGAACAUGUAUCUGAUGCCACCCGGAUCCUUCGAGAGAUUAAACUUCUCAGGCUCCUACGUCAUCCAGACAUUGUUGAGAUCAAGCACAUCUUAUUGCCUCCUUCGAGAAGGGAAUUUAAAGAUAUAUACGUGGUAUUUGAACUUAUGGAAUCUGAUUUACAUCAGGUUAUCAAAGCAAAUGAUGAUUUGACCCCAGAACACUACCAGUUUUUUCUUUAUCAGCUUCUUCGAGGCCUGAAAUACAUUCACACAGCAAAUGUUUUUCACCGGGAUCUAAAGCCCAAAAAUAUCUUAGCCAAUGCUGAUUGCAAACUGAAGAUCUGUGACUUUGGUCUUGCAAGAGUAGCUUUUAAUGAUACCCCCUCCGUGAUAUUCUGGACAGAUUACGUUGCAACGAGAUGGUAUAGGGCUCCUGAAUUGUGUGGAUCCUUUUUCUCAAAGUAUACCCCAGCAAUAGAUAUAUGGAGCAUUGGAUGCAUCUUUGCUGAACUUUUAACAGGGAAACCUCUGUUUCCUGGAAAAAAUGUUGUCCAUCAAUUGGAUCUGAUGACUGAUCUUUUGGGAACGCCAUCUGCUGAAGCCAUUGCUAGGGUACGUAACGAGAAAGCUCGCAGAUACUUGAGCAGCAUGCGAAAGAAAAAGCCCAUUCCAUUCUCCCAGAAGUUCCCUAAUGCAAAUCCUCUUGCACUUCGUUUGCUAGAAAGGAUGCUUGCUUUUGAACCCAAGGAUCGACCUACUGCUGAAGAGGCCCUUGCUGAUCCAUAUUUUAAGGGCUUGGCCAAAGUUGAAAGGGAGCCUUUUGCUCAACCAGUUACCAAGAUGGAAUUUGAGUUUGAGAGACGUAGGAUUACAAAGGAAGAUGUUAGGGAACUCAUAUACCGUGAAAUUCUUGAGUACCAUCCUAAAAUGUUGAAAGAGUAUUUGGAAGGAUCAGAACCAACUGGCUUCAUGUAUCCAAGUGCAGUUGACCAUUUCAAGAAGCAGUUUGCUUUCCUCGAGGAGCACUAUGGAAAUGGUACAACUGCAGCUCCACCUGAGAGACAGCACGCAUCUUUGCCAAGGCCAUGUGUAUUAUAUUCGGAUAAUUCAGUACAAAAUUCAACAGAUUUGACGAAUAACUUAUCUAAAUGUUGCAUCAAGGAGUCUGAGGAACGCCAAACCGAGAGAAGCUGUUGGAUACCUAUGACAAGGCUUCCCCUUCAAGUUCCUCAAAGCAUCCAAGCAGGUGCUCCCAGGCCUGGGAAAGUAGUUGGAUCAGUGUUGCGAUACAACAAUUGUGGGUCAGCAGCAGCAGCUGAGAGUCUUGAACAGCGAAGAAUGGUUCGGAAUCCAACAGGUCCAACUCAAUAUACUGCCACAAACAGUUCAUAUCCACAAAGAAAUCCAGCCAGUAAAAAUGGUAGGAGAGAAGAUGAAAUAGUUGAAAGUUCAAAUGGUUUGCAGCCAAAGCCCCAGUACAUGGCUAGGAAAGUUGCCGCAGCUCAAGGCAGUGGAUCCGGAAGUCAUUGGUACUGACCAAAUAUCAGCUGCCAAUGGCUAACCAAACGCCAGUGGGAAUUUAUUCAGUAAUUGAUCUUACAAACACUAGGGAGCCAUCGGAUGAAGUGAUAUUAUCCGUGCUCCAGCAGAGCUGGUUAAAGAAGAUCAGACAAACUACAAGUUUAGCUAUGAUUUGUAAUUUAUAAAACUAAUCUCAAAGAAUAGAUUAAACAGUGCCUACUACCCUUCACCUCAUGGUUUUCUGGUGCAGAUCAAUGACAAGAUAUAAGAUAUGUGAAGUUACAGAAUGGAGGAAAAGGCCAAGUGAAAUUUAACGUAGCAAGUUCUCUUAUGUUCUCAUUCUUUAUUGAGGUAACUAUGAUGGAUUUUUGUUGUCGUUUCCUUUUACCCUCCUUUUUGUACCCGAAAUAAGUGCUGUUAUUUGUUUCUUAACUUAAACAAGCAUUUCGAGUAAGAAAAUAUGUUGAUUGAUAUCUGAUAUUUGGUCUUAAAAGAGAAACAUGUAUGACUUCUGUAUAUGUUACAAACAUUAUUCCACUUUUACACCAAUCCCAGCAGUCUUCAUUCAUAGUGUUUGAAACUAAGAGGUGACUUAUCAAUUGGCUUCUUGUGAUUGUCACAAAAUUUCAUGGUUCUUACUUCGAGCUUUUAAAGACAAAUAAAUGCAGUAAGCUGGAUUUUUCUUUUUGUCUGCUAUCAAAAAAAUAAAUUACUGACGUGCUGACAUAAGUUUCACAUUCCUAUAUCAAAGA
Durio zibethinus is the source of this 3134-nucleotide messenger RNA. RefSeq names its product mitogen-activated protein kinase 15-like. The record is from RefSeq and is a predicted model, not a curated record. Gene Ontology annotation, molecular function: ATP binding; MAP kinase activity. Lineage: Eukaryota; Viridiplantae; Streptophyta; Magnoliopsida; Malvales; Malvaceae. Gene Ontology annotation, biological process: protein phosphorylation.